Messenger RNA from Aspergillus udagawae, 1509 nucleotides. Its product is annotated as NCA2 family protein. The transcript has 5 exons. The coding region runs from base 1 to 1509 and encodes 502 amino acids. Gene Ontology annotation, cellular component: mitochondrial outer membrane. Lineage: Eukaryota; Fungi; Ascomycota; Eurotiomycetes; Eurotiales; Aspergillaceae. The record is from RefSeq and is a predicted model, not a curated record.
AUGGCUGCGAAGGCAUUUUUGCAGGUUUUAGGCAUAACCUUCAAUGUUCUUCUAGAACAUACUCACAGUAUCGGCGAAGAGGCCUUGUACUGGGCCGAUGUUUCAGGAUCAAAUUGGUAUACCGGAGCAUACGCAGUACAGACAGCUCCAGGUCGACUAUGGCAUUUCCUGAGACGGUCACUUUUGCACAUGGAAGAGGACGGCAUCCGAAAAUCUGUCAACCAAACAGCAUCUGUUUCGUGGGCCAGAUUUUACAACAUAGUGCACCAGUGCCUUGACCCACGCGCGAUGCUCUCCCUGCGGGCAAGGCUGUUAUCUUCAUUUACUGCGAAUAGGUCUGAGAUUAGACAAAAAUGCAAAGCUUUGGGAGCAAUGCGAAUGAGAAACGCCAGCGGCAUUGGCCUUCUCAUGUCGCAAUGCUCGCUUCUCAAAACAAAAAUUAACUCAGAGUUCGCCACUGAUGACCGCUUGCGUGAUGCUGUGUUCAGGGGUGUACUCACGUUGAAGGUUCUCUUGCAAAGGGUGGUACAUGAAGGCACAGAAUAUGAGCUUGAGGAGAGGGUUAUUACCGCAGUCGAAAGGGAAAUUGUUCGGUCUCAAUCUGAGAUCGCAAAAUUCCUCCAGACGCCCGAGUACAUUAUCGAGCAGCUUUUCAAUAUACUCGACGAAUUAUUGCCAGAUUAUAGCGCCUCUUCAAGGAGGGCAAUCAGUCACCAUGGACGUCCCUCGUGCUUGCACGAGCUCAUAAGAUGGAUUUCCGAUAUCGGAUUAACUGCUUGUGAAUUCUGGGGUAAUUGGGUCGUUGAGCCUACGCGGAGACUUAUAGGGACUAUUCGACAUGACGAAAAGAGCGAGAUUGCACUAAUGAGUAAGAAUAGUCUCGAGGCGGAUAGGGCCAGCUUAGAGCGGAUGGUUCUUGAUUUUGUCCUCGAUCGACCCGAGUCUGAGAAAGAGCUUGGUGCGAAGCAGAUUGACACAAUCACCGCGAGGAUUCGAGAAGGUGACCUGACCCCAGUACUGCGAGCGUACGAAAAAGAUCUGCGGAAGCCCUUCAUUGGAACUAAAACGAAGGUGGAUGUUGAAAUAGCGAUUGGUGGAAUCGAUUCAUUGCUGAAAAGCCAGGAGCUUGUUUUUGGUUUUGUGAGCCUCACCCCAGGGAUCAUGGUCACGUACGCGUUUCUGAGAUGGGCGUUUGGCGUCUUCGGCAAUCGCAAGGGCUUGCAAGUAGGAAGGCGAAAACAUGAGCUGAGACAUGCUUUGCGGGAUGUCGACCGUACCUUGACACUGUCAACACCUACUGAUAGCGGUGUUCUGACCUAUAAGGAUCAUGGUCUUUUGGUCUGUGGUGCAGAUAUUCUCCUACAAAAAGCAGCAACAAUUCUGAGAGGAGCUGAUCUCCGUGAUUUUCAAGAAGACAUUGGUGACCUGCUAGAUAUACAUAUCGGAACACAGAGGCAAACCCAGGUUGUAAGUAGAAUUGGAUGGGUAUACUCUCGAUGGAUCAAGUAA